AUGAGAGAAACUACAACUGACAGAGAAGACCCAAUAGACAAGCUAGCAAAAGAAUGGUUAUUGGUUCUAGAAAACAAGUUUACAAAUAUCUCCUCUAAAGAGAAAACACAAGAGGAAUGGGAGAAAAUGAAUGCUAAAGCUGAGCUCGAGCUGUG
This is a messenger RNA of Dentiscutata heterogama, 155 nucleotides long. The record is from the annotation of a GenBank genome assembly. NCBI's taxonomy places the organism in Eukaryota, Fungi, Glomeromycota, Glomeromycetes, Diversisporales, Gigasporaceae.